Messenger RNA from Cajanus cajan (pigeon pea), 1442 nucleotides. RefSeq lists its product as uncharacterized. Lineage: Eukaryota; Viridiplantae; Streptophyta; Magnoliopsida; Fabales; Fabaceae. Gene Ontology annotation, molecular function: protein binding. The record is from RefSeq and is a predicted model, not a curated record.
ACGUGUUAUGGAGAUGGAAUCGAAACCAAGGUUAAGGUUUUUUGUGGAAAGCAGAGAGAGAAAUGUUGGAGGCGAAGUGUUUGAAGAAAGCAGUGGUUCCUUCGUCUCUCAUCGAGGACCCAUCUCCUGGAAGCCUUCAGUGCACUCGUCUCGCUCUCCGUGUUAGCGAGGACCCAAGCUCUUGUUUUGUCUACAUAGCCUCUGGACCCCACAUUUAUAACCUCCAUAUUGCUUUGGGAGAAUCCUCGGUCAGUGAAGGAAAAGAUAGCCUCUUGAUACCUGAACACACUGAGGUUAUUGCCUCUUCAUUACUCAACCGAUGCCCCCAUCGUUCGGAAAUUCAGAGUAUUGCUCUUGCUGAUGAGGAGAGCUGUGGCUAUGUAAUGUUGGGAAGUGUGGAUUCAUAUGGUCAUCUCAUUGUCUCUAAACUAGAUGCAUCUGGUGAAGAUGUUGACAAGCUAACAUAUUCUGCAUUGCCUCAUGAUAAUGGUAUUGGGGAAGGAAGUUGGUCAGGACUAUGCUUUUGUCCAAAUCAAUGGUCUAUGACAGCAGUAGCCCGUAGUUUCUGCAAAACCAUUGAUAUCUAUGACCAAGACAUUCACAUUCGCACAUUACGGCCGCUUUGGUACCCUACUUCAAUAAACUUCCUGCAAAAUGUAGUUAAUGGAAAUCAAAGUUCUACCUUAGCUAUUACGGAAGGAAGCCAGCUGACAUUAUGGGACUUGAGAAUGAAAGAAAAUGGUGGUUGUGUACAUCGGAUUUGUGGCAUCCCUGGUGAUAUCUUUUAUGCUGUUUGCAGUUCUUCCAAUGGCAAUGUUGCUGUGGGUGGAGUUGAUCGUACUGUGACUAUUUAUGAUCCUCGCAGAUGGUCGGCAUUGUCUAGAUUGGUGCACUGUUCAAAAUUUGAGAUAACAGGGCUGAGUUUCUCAGCAAUUGAUCCGGACUAUAUCUAUAUUCAAGGGGUUGAUUAUGAGGUCUUUUGUGGACAAUGGAAAGAGAACAAAAAAGUAUUUUCAUUUAGAGGAGACUCAAAUUGGCUCGGCUUUAGUAAGUGCUCUGGCAAAGAUGUUUUGGCUGGAUGGUGUGAUUCAGGCAGCAUAUUUAUAGCUGAUGUUGCGAGUAAAGUUGAUGAAGUGGUGUCUGUCCAGUAGUUUUCCCAUCUAUGUAGAAAAUUUUGUUACUUCAAUGUAUGUAUGUAACCAUGGUUGAGUUUCACGUUUGAAGGGGAAAAGAAAAAUGGUGAAUUUAGUGUGAUUAAGCUUGAUAUGCAGAACAUGUCAAAAUGCAUUUCCAACCACAGAAUGUGACUUAAGAUUACGGAAUGCAUUAUUUUUGUGCACUGUCAAUUUUAUGAUGUUCAUUUUAAGUUCCCAUUUUGACAAUUAAUUAUUGAAAUAUCAAGGCUAAUUGUAUGGUUUAUAAAGAAGGAAAUUAUUGUGUUA